AUGAACCCCGUGGCUAUGGCAAUUAAUAUUUUUGUGUUGUCAGUAACCGUAAGCCAGUUCGUAGUGGCACAAGGUUUUAACUUAGAGAGCCGAUCGCAAGAAACCAAGCUGAAUCUGGCUGUACAAAUCGUCUACGACCGAAAAUUCGAAAAUAUUUCGAAGUUCAGAGAAAAUGGAAGAUACCUCGACUACUUUACUACGUUUCUAAACAUCGUAGAGUUGUGGUUCCAAGACAUCGAAAAGCUUGAAAUAAAACUGACGUUGCACGCGGCUACUGAAGGCCCAGAAAAAGAUAUGGAUCAUGAACCAGACGAGGACGAAGUAAGCGAGGAAACCACAACAGACCAGACUUACGAAGAAAGUGUAGAGUCACGCAAUGACGCAAGCGAUGAGGAAGACGAGGAACAAGAGGAGUCUGAAGAAAUUGACAAAACCAUAACACCAUACAAGCCCUGCCGAAAUGGAUCGGUAACAAUGAAAAAGUUUAAAUACCACGUUGCAACUCAGGGGAACGUUUACGAGGGAGCGGACGUCGUCUUUUUUGUGACUGGCCAUUGUGUACACCUGGAAGUUGGCACAAACGAGGAGUGGAAAGGACUUCCUCCAUCCGAGUCACUCUGUACAAACUCCAGUGUGGGUGUUGUCCACGAUGACGGUAAGACGUUCAACGGCGUUAGAAGUGCGGCGUUGCAGCUGGCGCUUAUACUGGGAGCAAGGAAAGAUGAUGAAACGGGCUGUAAGAGUCAAGGUGGCUACUUACUUUCAAAUAUGACCGGUGGGAGCCGCUCUGAACUUUCAAAUUGUAGCAAAGAAGGGAUUUCUGAGUUCUGCAAGAAAAAAAGCGAUGAGAAAUGUCUGAAGGGCCCAGGAACUCCAGCCAUGUACAAUGAUAACCUGCUUGCAGCCCAGUUUUACGCAGCAAAAGGAACCGACGAAUGUCAGGUUUAUUCAUCAGAUUCUAACAGCAUUACAAAAUGCGAGAUAAGCAAUGAGUCAGAUUUAAAACAUCAAUAUCAGGCCACUUGCAAAGUAACGUGUUGCAACGGAACAGAUCAAACAGAACAAGGCUACGUGACAAAUUCAGCUGAUGGAACACAGUGUGAAACAGAAAAGAUAUGUCUAUCUGGGAACUGCAUACGUGAUCCUAGAAGAAAGACACCCAAGAAUUAA
This is a messenger RNA of Ixodes scapularis (black-legged tick), 1170 nucleotides long. RefSeq lists its product as uncharacterized. Gene Ontology annotation, molecular function: metallopeptidase activity. The transcript is spliced from 11 exons. Bases 1 to 1170 code for a protein of 389 amino acids. The record is from RefSeq and is a predicted model, not a curated record. Lineage: Eukaryota; Metazoa; Arthropoda; Arachnida; Ixodida; Ixodidae.